Molecule: messenger RNA, 1688 nt
Organism: Vicia villosa (hairy vetch)
Lineage: Eukaryota; Viridiplantae; Streptophyta; Magnoliopsida; Fabales; Fabaceae
Product: FCS-Like Zinc finger 10-like
Exons: 3
Coding region: 232-1410 (392 amino acids)
Source: RefSeq, a predicted model, not a curated record
AUACAGUGAAGUUCUAGAGAGAGAGAGUAGUGUGUUUCAUAAGCUCACUGUUUCGCUGAUUUUGAGGCAUGCAAGAGAGAGAAAGAAAGUGAAGAGAGAGAACACUAGUACUGCACAAGUUUUUCACUCAUCAAGUCUCUUUUUUUACUGCAUUUGUCACUCUUUUCUCUUCAAAACCAUCUCUCAAGUUUUCAAAACUCUGAAACAAAACAACCCAGGUGUGUUGAGAUAAUGCUGAGGAAGAGAAGCAGUUCAAACCAGAAAGAUCAACAAAACAUGGGUUAUUUGACAAAUUCUGAUGCUAAUUCGGAAAACUUCGGUCGCAAUAUCAAAGGCAACUUGAUUUUCAAUAUGCCUUGUUUGUUUGUGGGUUUAGGUCCAAAAGGGUUUUUGGAUUCGGAUUCGGUUAGAAGUCCAACUUCACCUCUAGAUACUAAAGUUCUUUCGAAUUUAGGUAACCCUGUUAGGAACCAAAGAUCUUCACUUUUUGAGGAGAAUCGGAGGAGUUGGGAUUGUUGCAAAGUUGGGUUAAGUAUUGUAGAGUCUUUGGAAGAUUGUAACUGUUCUAGGUUUUGUCGAAAAACUCUUCAAAUGAUGAUCAAAACAACUCCAAUUUGUGAAACUUGUAUGGAUUCUUUUGAGUCAUCUGAGUCUUUGCCUAAAGAUUUUUGUACCCGUAAUGAAUCUCUUAUCCGUAAGGGUGAAUGUGAAUCCAAUGUCCUUUUUGAGAUCGGUGAAACUAGCUUAGAACUUGAUGAACCGUUCGGGAGAACUAGGUCUUGUUCAAUGAAUUCGUGCAAAUCAUUGAAAGCUAGUGAUUCAAAUAUUGAUGAUUUUGAUAUGAAAGAUGCAGCGUUUCAAGUUAGCUUUUCUCCUCAUUUUAUUGGAGGAAACGAGAACUCAAAUGCUAUUGCAUCGGCAGAGUCGAAACCAAACACUUUGUCCAUGUGUUCUUCCGAUGAAAUUUUGAAGUCUCUAUCGGCUAGUGAGAUUGAGCUUUCUGAGGAUUAUACAUGUGUGAUCUCUCGUGGUCCAAAUCCCAAAACAACUCAUAUUUUUUGUGAUUGCGUUUUGGAAACUCGUCCUGAUUUAUGUGUUAAAAACCAUUUUAAGAAUGAAGAGCAUGAGAAGGAGAAGGUAGUGACUCCGAUUGCUAAAGGGUUACAGACUCCAAACCGAUAUCCCUCUCGUGCCUUCUUAAGUUUCUGUCACCAUUGCGACAAGAAACUCGAGGAGGGGAAAGAUAUUUACAUCUAUAGAGGUGAAAAAGCAUUUUGCAGCUUAACUUGUCGCGAAAUGGCAAUUAUGAUCGAUGAAGAGCUUGAGAAAUCCAACCCUCCUUGUGAGAACUCUCCAAAACCGAAACCCGGUGAGCAAAUUUUUGAAACAGGAAUCCCAGCAAUCAUAUAAGAGGCUUAUCCAUGAGAUAGGGUAGACGCAUUUGAUCAUCUGUUCGGAACAAUAGAGCUGUUUUAUGUGCAUCCGUUAGCAGCCAUUGGAUGAUCGUUUUGUAAAUCAUUGCGUUUGUCUCGACUAUAAUAAUUUAUGAAUUUGUGUUGGAUUAUUAUGAUUUAUGGCUCUUGUAUGAAGCUAGUUUUGUUUUAUAGAUAUAAAACGUUAUCAAACUAUUGAUGGCUUGUAGAAAUUAAAGGGUUUGAAGCCUGUUUUUCUGGCUCCUCCUUUUGAAA